Messenger RNA from Gorilla gorilla gorilla (western lowland gorilla), 3244 nucleotides. It is a transcript of the gene ZNF7, whose product is annotated as zinc finger protein 7. The transcript is spliced from 4 exons. Lineage: Eukaryota; Metazoa; Chordata; Mammalia; Primates; Hominidae. The coding region runs from base 1068 to 3191 and encodes 707 amino acids. Gene Ontology annotation, molecular function: DNA-binding transcription factor activity, RNA polymerase II-specific; RNA polymerase II cis-regulatory region sequence-specific DNA binding. Gene Ontology annotation, cellular component: nucleus. Gene Ontology annotation, biological process: regulation of transcription by RNA polymerase II. The record is from RefSeq and is a predicted model, not a curated record.
CGGGUUGUCCUCGGUCCGAGUGAUCCCUGAUCGCUUCCUGCGCCCUCCCGCCUUCGGCACUGGGGUCCCCGCGUCCCCCGGGCCUCCAGUCGGGAAAGCGCGGGGGCUUUGCGGGGCCUCGAGCGCCUGGCGUGGGAGGUGGUCGAGCCCAGCCACCCUCCCCCGCGGCGGCGCGAGGUGGGCUUCGUUUGGCCGAGUCUCGCAGCUCCCCGCAGACCCCGCUCGUGGCAGCCACGGUGUCAGGGGCCUGAGCAAGGCGAGCUCCAGCUGCGGCCUUUUCUUCAGGCCUGGGUCCACUCCCGUGGCCCUGACUCCUCCUCCUGCGAAAUCACCUCCUUCUAGAGCCUUUUCUCUUUCUAUUUAUGGCCCUGGAAGGCCUAGGAUAAGUGACAAUGGAGGAAAGAACGGUGCCUUGGGUGGGGUAGGCUGUUUGUCUUCUCUAAAUUCUGGUUGCUAUUCCGGGCAUUCCUACUGUCAGGAGCCAGGUGGGGGGGAUCAGCCUACCUGUGCCGGUGACCUGGGGCUUCCACCCACAAACCACUUUCUGGGCCAGAAGCUGCCAUACGAAGACUCUUUUUCCCAUUCCGACCUCCCGGGGGAAUGCCUGGGCAGGUAGAGGGUCUGGGGUCAUUGGCUUAAUUGAGGUGAACGAUUUAUAUCAGAUUACAUCCCUGUGCCUGGUUCCAUCCUGGCGACAGGUCUCUCGGCCAGAACACGUGGAUGCCCACCCACCACUGAGCCUCAUGGUAGGAAGCUUGACUGCCUCCUUCCCCUCGCAUGUCCUGUGAAGGCCCACCUCCUGCUCUGCCCACUGGCCCUGGGCCCAGACCCUACCUUGGCCCUUGCUGGGCUUAGGAAGGCCCCCUUGCCCCCAACCCCAAGGUAGUGAGCAAACCCCUGCCCAAACCGGGGCCUAAUUGAGGCUCUUGAGGGGGGACGGUUGUAUGACCACCAUGGACUGGGUUCCUUCCUCCUCCCCGAGACUGCCCCUCCCCAGAAUAUUAGAGGCAGGGGAGUCCUGGUGAGCGUCUCGCCCAACCCCAUGGGGCAGCUGCCUGAGACAUGUCAUGAGGCAGCGCCAGAAGGGGGCUGGCACCCAGGGAUUCCUGGGGUGCUGGUGUGUGUCCUUUCAGGAGGUGGUAACAUUUGGCGAUGUGGCUGUGCACUUCUCUCGGGAGGAGUGGCAGUGUCUGGACCCUGGCCAGAGGGCCCUCUACAGGGAAGUGAUGCUGGAGAACCACAGCAGUGUGGCUGGACUAGCAGGAUUCCUGGUUUUCAAGCCUGAGCUGAUCUCUCGGCUGGAGCAGGGAGAAGAGCCAUGGGUCCUCGACCUGCAGGGAGCAGAGGGGACAGAGGCACCAAGGACCUCCAAGACAGAUUCUACGAUUAGGACUGAAAAUGAGCAGGCCUGUGAGGACAUGGACAUCCUAAAAUCAGAAUCCUAUGGGACAGUGGUCAGAAUCUCCCCAAAGGACUUUCCUCAGAAUCCUGGCUUUGGAGACGUUUCUGAUUCUGAGGUCUGGUUAGACAGUCAUCUGGGCAGUCCUGGGCUGAAAGUGACAGGCUUUACCUUCCAAAAUAACUGUUUGAAUGAGGAGACUGUGGUUCCCAAGACCUACACCAAGGACGCAGCCCAGGGAUGUAAGGAGCUGGGAAGCAGCGGCCUGGAUUGUCAGCCUCUUGAAAGUCAGAGAGAGAGUGCGGAAGGGAUGUCCCAGAGAUGCGAGGUGUGUGGCAAAGGCAUCAGAGCCACUUCAGACACCGCUCUGCAUUGGGAAAUUAAUACACAGAAAAUUAGCAGAUGUCAAGAAUGCCAAAAAAAGUUAUCUGACUGCUUGCAGGGGAAACGUCCAAAUAACUGCCAUGGAGAGAAGCCGUACGAAUGUGCAGAGUGUGGGAAAGUCUUCAGGCUCUGCUCGCAGCUUAAUCAGCAUCAGAGAAUCCACACGGGAGAGAAACCCUUUAAAUGCACUGAGUGUGGAAAAGCCUUCCGCCUGAGCUCAAAACUUAUUCAGCAUCAAAGAAUCCACACUGGGGAGAAGCCCUACAGAUGUGAGGAAUGUGGAAAAGCUUUUGGUCAGAGCUCAAGCCUCAUCCACCAUCAGAGAAUCCACACAGGAGAGAGGCCCUAUGGUUGUCGUGAGUGUGGGAAAGCCUUCAGCCAGCAGUCGCAGCUGGUUAGACACCAGAGAACUCACACUGGGGAGAGGCCCUACCCUUGCAAGGAGUGUGGGAAGGCCUUCAGCCAGAGCUCCACCCUAGCCCAGCAUCAAAGGAUGCAUACUGGGGAGAAAGCUCAAAUUCUAAAAGCCUCAGACAGUCCAAGCCUUGUUGCACAUCAGAGAAUUCACGCUGUAGAGAAACCAUUUAAGUGUGAUGAGUGUGGGAAAGCUUUUAGGUGGAUCUCUCGCCUGAGUCAGCAUCAGCUGAUUCACACUGGAGAGAAGCCUUAUAAAUGCAACAAGUGUACAAAAGCCUUUGGUUGUAGUUCACGGCUUAUUCGCCAUCAGAGAACUCACACUGGAGAAAAACCAUUUAAAUGUGAUGAGUGUGGCAAAGGCUUUGUUCAGGGCUCACACCUUAUUCAGCAUCAGCGAAUCCACACUGGAGAGAAACCCUAUGUGUGUAAUGACUGUGGAAAAGCCUUCAGUCAGAGUUCCAGCCUUAUUUACCAUCAGAGAAUCCAUAAAGGAGAGAAGCCCUACGAAUGCCUCCAAUGCGGAAAAGCUUUCAGCAUGAGCACACAGCUUACAAUACAUCAAAGGGUUCACACCGGAGAGAGGCCCUAUAAAUGUAGUGAAUGUGGGAAAGCCUUCAGUCAAAACUCAACCCUUUUCCAACACCAGAUAAUUCAUGCAGGGGUGAAGCCCUAUGAGUGCAGUGAGUGUGGAAAAGCCUUCAGCCGGAGCUCAUAUCUUAUUGAACACCAGAGAAUACACACUAGGGCCCAGUGGUUUUACGAAUAUGGGAAUGCCCUGGAAGGGUCCACCUUUGUGAGCCGUAAAAAGGUUAAUACUAUAAAGAAACUGCAUCAGUGUGAAGACUGUGAGAAAAUAUUUAGGUGGCGUUCACACCUAAUUAUACACCAGAGAAUUCACACCGGGGAGAAGCCUUAUAAAUGCAAUGACUGUGGCAAAGCUUUUAAUCGUAGCUCAAGGCUUACCCAGCAUCAAAAAAUUCACACGGGAUAGACCACUUACAUAUAAAUGUGUAUAUAUGUGAAUAAACCUACAGCCUUAACUUA